Messenger RNA from Paramuricea clavata, 690 nucleotides. Lineage: Eukaryota; Metazoa; Cnidaria; Anthozoa; Malacalcyonacea; Plexauridae. The record is from the annotation of a GenBank genome assembly.
AUGGCAUGUACUCAAGGAGCAACAGGUUUAAUAUCACAAGAAGCGUUCACUAUCGCAGAAAAUGAUAAGGGUUUGCUGAAGAAAACAACUGAGAAGCAGUGCCAAGAAAAGCACGAUAAAAAUGAUGUUCAGACCCAGCAUACAUCAAAGAGAUUCAAUUGUCCAGACGCUUCUUGUGUCAAAGUAUUUGUUUCUACCGGCGCACUUGAAACGCAUCUCGAUGUUGGUAAGCACUUGUACCGUUUGCAGACGGAAAGCGCGUACGAUGUCGUAAAGCAAAAGUGUGCAUCAAAGUGUACUACGGUUGCAUGGUAUUCAUACUGAAACAAAUAAACACUCUACAGGCGACCGGUAAGGUCAACCGGUAAGGUACGUUAUUCAAAGCCAAUAAAAGAUUUGCUCCUGAGAACAUUCAUUGAUGGGGAGAAAGGUGGAAUAAAGGCAGACUCAAAGGAAGUGGCAGCUCGAAUAAGAUGUAUUAGAAAUGGAAAGAAGAAAGGUUUUGAUAAGUCUGAAUGGUUAUCAGUGCAGCAAGUGAAAACCUACUUCUCCCGUCUAAGUGUCCUACAAAGAAAAGGUAUCUUAAUUGAUGAUAACGAAGAAGAACAAAACGAAGAAGUCGAAAUGAUUGAAGAAGAGAUAAGACGAUAUUCUUUGCUUGAUUGUGUAAGAGAAGAAGUGGAAUUGUAA